Molecule: messenger RNA, 1246 nt
Organism: Pseudocercospora fijiensis CIRAD86
Lineage: Eukaryota; Fungi; Ascomycota; Dothideomycetes; Mycosphaerellales; Mycosphaerellaceae
Exons: 2
Coding region: 22-606 (194 amino acids)
Biological process (GO): ribosomal large subunit export from nucleus
Cellular component (GO): nucleolus; preribosome, large subunit precursor
Source: RefSeq, a predicted model, not a curated record
CCACACUCCAGCAUAGCGGAUAUGGCCAAGGCAAAGAAGCGAGAAGUCUCAGUGCACUCUCGCGCUGCCCGCCGCGGUGAAGCACCACCUUCAAAGGACCUGCUCACAAGCAAGACUCCUGCUGAGCAAAGCGACUACAAGCCAUGGCUACACAGCGUGCAGAACUCAGGCAUCCAGAAGAAGCAAAAGAAACAGCAGCUUACCAGAGCUCAGAAGCUGCGCCAGCAGAAGGGGAUGGAGCGAGCCGACGAAAAUGCUGAAAAGCUGGAAAAGAAGAUCGCGGAUAGUAAGAAGCGAGGAAAGGCUGUCAAGAGCAGGAAUCCGGACUGGGAGGAGCUGAAUGGCAAAUUGGUCGCUGUGAAGGAGGCGCAGCGGGAUGCUCUUGCGACAAAUCUUGCCAAGCUGAGAGAGGAUAGUGGCAUGGAGGAACGGGAUCGCGACGGCGACGAACAGAUGGUGCCAGAUUUGGAGCAGCCACUGCCGAUUCGAAGUACAGAGAUGUCUGGAGCUGAGGAAGAACCAUCAAAGCCAGCUCAAGCAAUAUCUGGAGCACCGGCUUGGGUGUCGCAGCACGCUCAGCCGGAAGAUUUGGAGGACAUUACUUGAGACAUUUUUGGACUUUAUGACCUCCAAAGUUCUCUACAAUCCCCUGGACCGAAGACAACAGUAAUGGAUCAAACCAGCCAAAUGCUGUGUACCACCCAGGUCCUGCGGCACAGCUCGCGCGGCUUGUUGCCAGAACGAGAGCGGUACCGAUCGCGUGGCAUCCCUCAUGCUAUCGCGCUUUCAUGAGCAGAUGAGGAUAGAUAAAUUGGCUACAAGAAGGCUAGACAUGGUCUAUGAGUUGUGCAUUAUGAGCAAGGAUGCACCUGCCUUCGGGACGCUCAGCGCAGACACCAGCGCCAAGCCAAGCAUGCCUCGAAUGAGCAGAAUCGAUUCUUGGUGCGCUUCUUCGCGUUACCACGAGAAUUGCAUGUAUGCACUGUGCAUGCCACGAACAAAGCCUUCUGCCUGAUGGUAGAUAGACCAAUGGUCAUCUAUCAAAUGCUUUGACUUGUACUGUAGCUGCCACGACUGCAUUAUGUAUGCCUGAUGCGAGAACGACAAGGCUGCAGCUCCUACGCCAAAGGAUGCGGAGCUAGAACGACCAACAACUUAUACGUGUUUAGAGCUCCUCUCAUUACUUGAACGCCUGGCAAGCCUUCACAUUAUUUACUUGUUUAAUGAGGCCGAGUCACAUUCUAUG